Camarhynchus parvulus is the source of this 3374-nucleotide messenger RNA. Its product is annotated as kazrin. Lineage: Eukaryota; Metazoa; Chordata; Aves; Passeriformes; Thraupidae. The transcript has 8 exons. The record is from RefSeq and is a predicted model, not a curated record. Bases 481 to 1533 code for a protein of 350 amino acids.
AUGUCAUUUUCCUAGCAUACCUGAGGAGCCAGGAAAUAAUAUCUGAGCCUGGAGGGACAGCAAAGAUGGAACCUCCAAAGACGGAGAGAUUAGAGCAAGAAACAAAGCUUGUAAUUUAUUUCCCUUCUCCAUCCUUCUUAGCCUGAAAAAGUGGCCACAUUCCUGGCGAUCCCUUUAUUUUACAGCUUUGAGCUUGUGGUUUUUGUUGUUUUUUUUUCAAAAGCCAGCGGAUGCUGCCAGUUCCCAUCACCUAAUCAAAGCUGCUGUGUGGAGGGGCUGCCUCGUUAUUCCAUCCCAUUAUAGCCUCAGGCAGUGGCUGUGCUUCAUAACAGCCCAGGAAAGCUGACAGGUAACCAAUGAGAUGCAUAUUCCAGUGACAACCUCCUGCCCCAGGGAGCCAGGACCCUCUUCUGCACCAGAGCUGGGCUCUUUGUGCCUGGGUGCUUCCCUGGAGCAGCUGGGACCAUUGUCUGCCAGGCCAUGGAGCAGCCAGCGCUGCUGCGGGAGGAGGUGGCCCAGCUGCAGGAGGAGGUCCACCUGCUCCGGCAAAUGAAGGAAAUGCUGACCAAGGACCUGGAGGAGACCCACGGCAGCAAAUCCCCAGAGGUGCUCUCAGCCACCGAGCUGAAGGUGCAGCUGGCACAGAAGGAGCAGGAGCUGGCACGUGCCAAGGAGGCCCUGCAGGCCAUGAAAGCUGACCGCAAGCGCUUGAAGGGGGAGAAGACAGACCUGGUGAGCCAGAUGCAGCAGCUGUACGCCACGCUGGAGAGCCGAGAGGAGCAGCUCCGCGACUUCAUCCGCAACUACGAGCAGCACAGGAAAGAGAGUGAGGACGCGGUGAAAGCCCUGGCCAAGGAGAAGGAUCUGCUGGAGCGGGAGAAGUGGGAGCUGAGGCGGCAGGCCAAGGAGGCCACAGACCAUGCCAGCGCCCUCCGCUCCCAGCUCGACCUGAAGGACAACCGCAUGAAGGAGCUGGAGGCAGAGCUGGCCAUGGCCAAGCAGUCCCUGGCUACGCUGACCAAGGACGUGCCCAAGCGCCAUUCCUUGGCCAUGCCUGGCGAGACGGUGCUGAACGGCAACCAGGAGUGGGUGAUGCAGGCUGACCUCCCGCUGACCGCCGCCAUCCGGCAGAGCCAGCAGACCCUCUACCACUCACACCCCCAGCACUCGGCGGACCGGCAAGCGGUCAGAGUGAGCCCCUGCCAUUCCCGGCAGCCGUCCAUCAUUUCCGACGCCUCAGCGGCCGAAGGUGACCGGUCGUCCACGCCGAGUGACAUCAACUCACCCCGGCAUCGAACGCACUCGCUCUGCAACGGGGACAGUCCUGGACCGGUACAGAAGAACUUGCACAAUCCAAUCGUACAGUCUCUAGAAGACCUGGAAGACCAAAAACGGAAAAAGAAGAAAGAGAAGAUGGGCUUUGGCUCCAUCUCCAGGGUGUUUGCCCGGGGGAAGCAGCGCAAGUCCCUCGAUCCCGGGCUCUUCGACGGGACAGCCCCCGACUACUACAUCGAGGAGGACGCGGACUGGUGACGGCGCCAGAGCCUCUCCCGGCCCUGCACAUGUACAUAUCCCUAUCCCACAGCCCGUCCCACCUGUGGACCUGUUACCUGUUGUCUUGGGAGCGAUGCAGCUGUGUCGUAACUUCAGUUUUUCCCUUUUUUCCAUGGUUUUUUUGGUUGGUUUUUUUCCAUCCCGGUAACUCCUUUGUUGUCGCCUCAGUUUGUCCGUUUGGGUUGGGGCUUUUUUUCUUGUUUUGGGGGGGUCCUUUUGUUCUUUUUUGUUGUUCUUUUGACAAAACUUGAAACUUGAAGGACUGCUGUGUCUCUGUAAAUACGAGAAAUAUUGUGCACUUUGUGCUUGUGAUGUCUCUUGUCCGAAACCGCUGUUUUCCGGAGCCCAGCCUGCGGGAUGUCCUCGCUUGGGGACGAAGGACCUGCCCAGCUGAGGGAUCUUAGAGAGAAAACACACAAAAACAACAACAAGAAAAUCUCCUUCGCUGUGAUGUCUUCCUGGCCGAGCCCCGCGGAGGCGACCCGGGCUGGUUGUUACGCCUGCCGGUCUGGAAAUAAGUGUUUUAACGUUCCUUUUUAGUUGUUUUAAUUUAUUUGCACAAACCCAGAGGAGCUAUUCUAACUAAAUUAUUGCAGAAGUUUUGGGAUUUUUAUAUUUUUCCAUGUCGGUUGGGAUGGGGCGGGGAGGAGGAAGGGGGUGUUUGUACUGUACUGUCCUGGGAAGUUGCUGUUGGGGGAGAUUGGGGCUGUGGACCCCCCAGCCCAGGCUCCCUCAGCUGCCCCAGGAGCACUUAACGCCUUGGAAAACGCAAACCUAAACACGUGCCGGGAGAUCAGAUGGGGGCAAGCUGGUGGGAGCUUUGCCCGCUGUUUUUCCCUGCUUUUUGGGGGGUGCUCACCCUUUGCUUCAAGUAAAAUUCAGGGGGAUCCGGCACGAGCUGGGAGAAAGGUGAUAUCCCAGAUAUCCCAUAUCCCAAGGGAUUGCUCAGAUAGGGCCGGCCACCCCGCUCCAGUUUGGGGUGUUACUGCCGUCACAGGGGGCUGGGGAAAUCGGUACGAGUCCCCACUAGGGAGGUUUUUCUGGCUCUGGGGUGAUUUGGAAGCACAGGUGGAACUUGUUUUUCCAAAUUCCUCAGAAAUGCCCCCAAACCACCCCCCGGUGCGGCAGCCGCUUCCCCUCUCCACUAACACGUCAGCCGCGCUCUGCUUAUGCCAAGAUAAGUACCUUAUGCUUUAAUGCUUACAGUAUAAUUUUAAGCUCUUAAAAAAAAUGUAUUAAGAUUUAUUUAAUGAACUAUAAUAGUGUAUUAUUUUUCUUAAUUCUGAUACAUGCGCCCUGGUUGAAAAAAAAAAGGGUAUUUUGUCUUAAAUCACCGAACUAAACCGAUGCCCUCGCGCUGUAUAUUCCAUUCCAAGGGAUGAUGCAGAGAGGCCAUGGAGGGGGGUGACAGAGGGACCAGCCCCCCCAGACUCUCCUGGGGUGGCAGACCAGGCUUUGCCCCAUGGCAUCUUUUCUCUGCAGAAAAGCAUUUUUAUAUAUUUUGUUGUUUUUUGGGUUCUGUUUUUUUUUUCUUUGUUCUCCUUGCAUUUUUUAUAAUUUAAACUCUAAACCACCAGAACAGAUGAGCGAUCUCCUUGUUAUCAAGUAGUUUCCUUUGCAUUUCAGCUUUUUUGUAAAUUAGGAAGUAAUUCUAAAAAUUACUAAGAGGAUGAUUUAUUUAAAAGAGAACUUCGCUAAAUAGCAUAUGAAUUAUGGGUAACAUUAGAUUUAACUUUUCCCCCUGUGAGCGGGGGAGAAUCCUUGAAGGCAUGGAUGCAAAUAUAAAAUUAUAAAAGAUCUAAAUAAAGCUUAUUUUAAAG